AUGUACGAAUCAUAUCGCCCUCAUCCUCUACUAGCGCAGGUCCCCUUGACCGUCUCGCCCUUCAUCAACCUCCCCACCACCGUCACUCUCCCUUAUACCUACAAAUCUGUCCCCUCUACCCUCCCUCCGUCAGUACUAGUCGAUCCCGCCAAUCCGGACGCAAAAGCCCGCUACGUGGUCUCUGCUAGCGGCGAGCACGCCGCAUCUCCGGACGAGAUCCUCGCCUCCUGCAAGUCCCUCGAGCAACAUCUCAACAAGACCCGCAAUGAUGCGGACAAAGCCAUCCAGGACUGGGAGGAGUCAAUCUCCCAGCGUGAAUUGGCCGAGAAGAGACGGGUUGCUCCGGGCUGGUUAGACCGAGACGAGAAGCUACUUCAGCCAAAUAAAAUGUCGACCCCCCCGUCGCAGAAUCAACCGGAGCAACAGAGCCUGUUGGACAGCGUGUCAGCCGAUUCCGCAGCCUCGGGGCUACCCUCCAUAGUUCCACGAGACGAGGGAGCGGAGUUGGAUCGGGCUUUUGGAGGGUUGGAUGUAAAAUGA
This is a messenger RNA of Aspergillus melleus, 540 nucleotides long. RefSeq lists its product as uncharacterized. Bases 1 to 540 code for a protein of 179 amino acids. Lineage: Eukaryota; Fungi; Ascomycota; Eurotiomycetes; Eurotiales; Aspergillaceae. The record is from RefSeq and is a predicted model, not a curated record. The transcript is spliced from 2 exons.